Messenger RNA from Aegilops tauschii subsp. strangulata, 1332 nucleotides. RefSeq names its product NAC domain-containing protein 21/22. The record is from RefSeq and is a predicted model, not a curated record. Gene Ontology annotation, molecular function: DNA binding. Lineage: Eukaryota; Viridiplantae; Streptophyta; Magnoliopsida; Poales; Poaceae. Gene Ontology annotation, biological process: regulation of DNA-templated transcription.
AUCUCCGUGAAAGCAUCGGCGCAAAAACUAGUUGACCUGACCAUGCCCUGCGCUGGCUCCUAUUAAUACCCUCGUCUUCCUCGCACUCCUCUCCUCCUUCAUAUCCCUCUCGGUAAACGGUGCUUCCCGGCCAUCGGUGGCUGGCUGCUGGCUGCUGCUUCUUGUGUUGGUUCCACUGCCGUCUACCGUGGAGAUCGGCAGCAGCAGCCGUCGGUCCUCUCUUCUAGCUCCUGCCGAUCGAUCGAUUGAUCGGUCUGAGGGGGGAGCGAGCUGCGUGGUGGCGGUGGCGGCCGCCGGGGAGGCGAUGAAUUCGCUGAGCAUGGUGGAGGCGAGGCUGCCGCCGGGGUUCAGGUUCCACCCGCGGGACGACGAGCUCGUGCUCGACUACCUGGCAAAGAAACUCGGCGGCGGCGGCGGCGGAGGGGCGGCGGCUGCGGCGGCGAGCAUCUACGGCUGCCCCACCAUGGUCGACGUCGAUCUCAACAAGAUCGAGCCCUGGGACCUCCCUGAAAUUGCAUUCAUUGGCGGCAAGGAGUGGUACUUCUACAGCUUGAGGGACAGGAAGUACGCUACAGGCCAGAGAACAAAUAGAGCAACUGAAUCGGGCUACUGGAAGGCCACCGGAAAAGACCGAUCGAUAAGCCGGAAAGGGUUGCUAGUUGGCAUGAGAAAAACCCUGGUGUUCUAUCAAGGCAGAGCCCCUAAGGGGAAGAAGACUGAGUGGGUCAUGCACGAAUUCCGCAAGGAAGGGCAAGGCGAUCUGAUGAAGUUGCCACUCAAGGAGGACUGGGUCUUGUGUAGGGUUUUCUACAAGACUAGGGCAACCGUUGCCAAGCCACCCACAGGGAGCAGCUACAACAUUGACAGUGCAGCCGCAACCUCACUGCCUCCUCUCGUUGACAACUACAUUGCCUUUGACCAUCCUGGAGUGUCGACGGUGCAAAACCUAGAGGGUUAUGAGCAAGUGCCCUGCUUCUCCAAUGGCCCCUCCUCCCACCUGUCAUCAUCGGCCUCGAUGAACAUCCCGGUGACGGCGAUGGCGCCCAUGGCUGGUGAUCCGGAGCAGCAGCACAUGGGGAAGGCGAUCAAGGACGCGCUGAGCCAGCUCACCAGGUUUGAGCAAGGCAACGUGAAGAGGGAGGCGCCUGCCCAGGGUGGUGUGUUUGCUCAAGAUGGGUUCGAGUACUUAGCUGAGAGUGGCUUCUCACAGAUGUGGAACUCACUCAAUGGAUUUUCUAGCUAGGGAUAUUAUUGCUACCAAUCAAGGGUGGAUAUAACUCUUGAAAAGAAGAUCUAGACUUGGGUGUGUGUGCCUAUAUGUGUGCUAUUGCA